CAGAGUAAAACCGCUAUUGAAUAUCACUGUGUUAAUAAUUCACAUGGCCUGGAGGCGAAGAAAACGUUACAAAUCGCAAUCAAUUUUAGACUUUAGUUGAUAUUUCUGAUUGCCUUUUUCUUUUUCAGGUUUCUAGAACAUGCUAAAAUUGUCUUUUUCUUGUUUCCUUUGACGUAUUAAAAUACCAGAGGUUCCUAAUCAAAUAUUCAAAAGAAAGAUUGUGGCUCUGCUCUCUAAGGUAAGAUGUUCCGCGUGUUAUUUAUGUUAACUCCCGACGAAUCUGUUGUCUUUUUUGGUAAUUAUGUCAGUUGUAAGUCUUAGUAAAGCAACUAAUGUUGUGUUUAUAUGAAAAUUUGGGCUUUAAGAAUACUCCAGUCGACAGACUGAAUGAAAGUCUCUCGACGAAUCACGCUAUUCGAUUGCAGCGACAAUCAUAGCAAACAUUAAUCAUCGCCGUUGCAAUUUAUAAUGCAUCAUAUUAUUACUCGUAUUAUUAUGGAAAACUAAAGAGUAUUCUAGAUAAUAUUUUCAUUUUUACCACUUCAUCCUCUGAUGUUGAAGGAGCUCUAAAUGUUUUGAUGUUGGACUUAUGAAUUUUAAUUUAACGCACAGUAGUCUGCGGUGUCUCGAACAUAAAACAAUUACAGGUUGACACGUUCGGCAGACAUGUUUUGUUAGUGUAUUUUUUCAGCCAUCUCGCUUUCUUCAGUUUUAAUUACGUCGAAUCUGCUGUUUAAAUCAUUCACUCUCGAAAUGUUUUACAACAUCAGAAAUUUUACGCGAAUGACACUUAAAUAUUACAUUAUGAACCAUACCAAUGAUUGUUCCCCCUCAGAAGAAACCGCACGGGUUCACCAAAUUUUCGAUUGAGAAUUAAUUUUCAUAACAUGUGUGGUAGGGUUUAAUCAAUUCUCUGAUAAAGUGUCCGUUGACCUUCGUCACUCGGCUGCACGUUCGUUUCACCUGAUUAAGAAAAUAAAACUGGUAUCUAAGAUAGAACUGAUAAGUCAUUAUAUUAAACGGAUACGAGUGUAUAAGCCACGGGCUAUAAAUCUUUCUUAACAGUCACGGUGCUGGAACGAGCUGAAAUGAAAUAAAAUGUGGCCCACAGCUAAUCAGUUGUUGUUUUAUACUUUUUGUUUUAUCCUCUAUAGGCAGCCAUAUAAUAGAACAAGUAUAGAAUUUACUAAGCAUCGUAAGUAUCUGUUUCUCUUUGGUCCGACUUAAAUGAAUAUCCACCGGUCGCAACAAGCUGAUCUCAUCAAGAAAGUGACACGCGUGGCCAAAGGAAUCCUUGUGACUUCAAUUUUGUCUCUACUUCUCGUGUUGGUUCUGGCUACGCUUCCAAAGAUCGAAAGUUCAAGAUUUAAAUUGGGAAUUUGUAGUGUCACGGCCACAAAACUAAUCACAGCUCAAGACAAGAGACUUCAAUGCGACUGUAUCAAACGAAACACCAACGCAAAAUGCACAAUUUAUUAUCCUUGUCUGCAAAUUUAUGUGUCUUACAAUAAUCGAUCGGAACAUGACGCUUUAGUCGUUAGGGACCGUCGGCAAAUAACCAAAGAGUGUUCUUAUAUACUCAGAGACUCCGAAUGCGGAACGACUGCGGACGUUUACAAACAUGUCAACGUUUUUCUUGAACAGUGGGGCUCGAAAAGUUCGUCUUACAAAUGUUAUCAUAACCCAAGGAUUCCCGCUCGGGUGAUUUUGAUAAACAAUGCAUUGAGUACUGUCUUAGCUGCAACCUUGACUCUAAUUUCUUCUGUUGGAGUAGUCAUUGGUCUGCUUUUGUUUUGUUUGAAAAAACAAAUUAGCUUGAUAAUGUUCAAACGUGUCAGGAGAUUCAGAGGAAAUGAACAAUUAGUUUCUCUUGCUCAGGGUUCAGCGAUUGAUGACGAAAUCGAAUAUUAAAUAGAAUAAUGAAAGAUAAAGUACAAUUGUGUUUUACGAGCCCGCAGGCCUGGUUAAUGAAGGCAACCAGCAACACUCCUUGUAUUGUUCUCAUCUCAGCCAAAGUCGAUUGAAUAUGAUGAACAAAGUUUAGCUUGAACUCAUUUUUAUGGUACUAAUAGAAUGGAACUAAGUUCUGAAAACUCGACUGUCGCAUUGGUAUCCAACCAAAAGCGUACUAUGGAAACUUAAAAUGCCAAUAUCGGCAGACUGUAUCACCAAAGUAUUGCAAAUUGUUGUUCGAAAUUAGAAACUUAAAAACUUAUUGUAG
This is a messenger RNA of Pocillopora meandrina, 2221 nucleotides long. Lineage: Eukaryota; Metazoa; Cnidaria; Anthozoa; Scleractinia; Pocilloporidae. The record is from the annotation of a GenBank genome assembly.